Molecule: messenger RNA, 5331 nt
Organism: Morchella importuna
Lineage: Eukaryota; Fungi; Ascomycota; Pezizomycetes; Pezizales; Morchellaceae
Exons: 7
Coding region: 1-5331 (1776 amino acids)
Biological process (GO): Golgi to endosome transport
Cellular component (GO): endosome; trans-Golgi network
Source: RefSeq, a predicted model, not a curated record
AUGUCUCUUGAACCCGGAUCUCGAAUACCGUCCCCCUUGAGCUCCGGCCGCUCUUCGCCACAGCCGCGAUUACGGCUUCGGAACGAUGAUGAUAUUACCAGGAAAGAUCCGAAAUACAAACGGUAUUCUGCAAAUAUCGACCGUGCACUUUCGUUAUUUGAGAGCUAUACUUUACAAGAAUGGGCAGAUUACAUAUCAUUUUUAGGGCGGCUACUAAAGGCAUUACAAUCAAAUCCUUCGCUACCACUUAUACCCUCAAAGAACCUUAUCGCAAAGCGACUCGCUCAAUGUCUUAACCCUCAACUACCAUCUGGCGUCCACCAAAAAACAAUCGAGGUUUAUUCAUACAUCUUCAACAUGAUCGGGCGCGAAGGAUUGGCGCAAGAUUUGUCAUUAUGGACGCCUGGAUUAAUGCCAGUACUUUCGUAUGCAUCUUUGACUCUCAAGCCUCAUUACCUCACCCUUUUGGAAAGAUUUUACCUACCACUUUCCACCUCAUUACGACCGGCGCUCAAGAGCCUUAUUUUAUCAUUACUUCCAGGAAUAGAUGAGGAAGGAGGUGAAUAUUUUGAUAGAACACUGGCUUUAAUGGAUGGAAUCAGGAAUGGGGUUGGGGAUGAUGCAUAUUUUUGGCAGUGUUUUUUAUUGGCUACUAUCACUAGCCCAGGAAGGCGCCAGGGAGCGUUAGCAUUUUUGGGCAGAAGACUCCCAACACUAGACGAGGCAAAGAAAAUGGAAGCUCCAGAGGACACUCAUGACAUAGCUUUGGACGAUGGUAAAGGUAGUGAAGCAGAGGCUUUGGUAAACCCUGAGCCAGGUCUCCUUGUACGAGCAUUCUGUGCUGGGUUAGGUGACGAGCAGCUAUUAGUUCAACGUGGAUUCCUUGAUUUGCUGGUUGGAUCUUUGCCUCUUUCUUGUAGGAUUCUCCAAGAGAGGGUGAGCAAGCCUGAUCUCGAGUUACUGGUGACUUUAGCAGCCGGAGUAGUGUUAAGGAAGGACAUGGGCCUGAAUCGAAGGCUUUGGGCGUGGUUUCUGGGGCCAGAUGGCCAGGACCAAAGAGACAAAGGUUAUCUACAUAAAUAUGGCCUCAAUUCUCUUGUUGGUGGAUUGAUCAAGAUGUUGGAUUGUGCGGAAGAUACUAGUGCGGCAGAACGCGCAAAGCCUUACAGGAUAUGUCUGUCGCUGAUGGACAGGUGGGAGGUUGGUUCUUUGGUUGUUCCAAAGCUCUUCUUACCAGUUGUCGAAAGUGUCCGGCAGUACGAAAAGUCUGCGCCCAGCAAGGAGGUUUAUGUUGAGGUUCUGAGGAGUGCGAGGAUGUUUUUCGAUGGAGUCGAGGCUUCGCUUAUUUGGGAGCAGAUUCUAGAGAAAGUCGUAUCGGCAUUUUCUGUCGAGAAUGGAGGCGAUGGAGAGGAAAUGCUGGAGAGUGUAAGUUUUGUCAUAAGAACGUUCAAUGUGAGCGAAGAAGAGAUGGUAUUGGUGCAUGCUCCUUUGCUAGUAUUGGCUGUUCUAGUUGAAUUGGGGGCAAGUUCCACGGAAAGGAGAGGGUUGAAAGCCAGAGGAUUUCAGAUCACAGAGGAGUUGUGGCAGCUGAUUCCUGAACGAGCUUUCAAGGGCGCAGCCUCUGAUGAGAUAUCAGAUGAAGACACAGAGAUUGGGGGAAUACGGAAGAAAAUCCAAAAGUUCUACAGAAAAGGACAAACAAACAACAAUUCAGAAUCUACUCCACCGUUUUCUAUGAAAACAAUUGGACGGCUAAUAUUACGAGAGACGGCUACAGCCGUAGAAACUGCAUUGGACGAACCCGAUGUCGGUGUCCGCUGCCAGCUCUUAGUCAACGUCAUCCAGAAAACACCCAAGUUUCAAGAAUCACGCGAAUCCUCCCAUUUCAUCGAAUCUUUCGUGAAAACACUUUCUUCAGAAGGCAUUUCCUUUGCAGCCCUCCAGGGGAUUGCUAAUGUGGUAGCUGCUAUGUAUGUUAAGGGUUAUCUCUCACCACAGACAAUCGACUCAUUAAUUCUACCGAUCGUGAAAAAUAUUUGGAAUUAUCUUUCACCAGAUACACCAAAGUUCCAUGUAGAAGCUGUAAAGGCCCUGUGGAAUCUUCAGAACGUUCUUGGAGAUAGAAGAAUUGAAGCUGCUGUUGCAACCGUUAUGACUGAAGGGGAUGUUGGGGGGAUUUAUUCUUUCAGGAGUGCUGAGCAGGGUCGGAAGUUUGGGGUUCUGUGGACACAUAGCAUGGGCUACACAGGCGGAGGUGGGCCUGAGAUGGUUUUGACCAGGCCACUAUUCUUGUUCCUGGACUCACUAGUAGAUGACGGCUUGGAAAUGGCCGUGUUUGCCAGGGGAUGGCUACAGAAUCUAGGAAGUCUAAAUAGGUUAUUCAGCGUUUUUGUUUCCAAGCUUCUCGGACUGGAUUUUUUGAAAGACUCCGGGAAACGAGAUGCGAACGGCGCACCGCUCAAGAGGCAUGUGUAUCGUGAAAAUCACGAUCUCGAAGUGGCUACGUACUAUUUUCAAACUUUAUCAAAUGUCCUGCAAUAUUCGACACCUAGCGUUAUGGCAGCGUUGGCAACCGAAUCAGCUAUUGGUACCGAGGAAACACGGUUGAGAGCCUUGGCGGAAAGUGGUUAUGGAGAGGAAGACAUGCCUCUACAAACCUUUUUUGUGAAGGUGGCAAUUCGGGCUAUUGAUGGUGAUGCGAAUGACCGAGAUGGCAAUCAAAGUGUCUCUCGGCUCCACCGAACGGCGUUAAAAGUGCUUCACCGCUUACUUCUUAGCGUUUAUGCAAAACCACUUGCAGAAUUGGAGCUGGAGAACAUCCUCACUGCUCGAUUGAUAUCUGCAAUAGAAACCAAGGAUACCUUUGUACAGGUUUCUUUACUUGAUGUUCUAUUUGCAGCUUUGAAACUAUCUCUUAUGCGACCAACGAGUCAAUUAGGCCAACUGAAGAUGCACUCUGGAAGUAUUAAGGGUAGUCGUUCAGCCGCAUCUAUACAGGACCCAGAGAAAGCAAAUCCCCCACCACCUCAGGCCAAACCCCCACAACAACUAGUUAGGUGUCUCGUGGGUGGAUUUUCAAGCCUAAGUGGUAGACCGGUGCUGGAUAGCUGGAUUAAUUUCUUGACCGAGUGUUUACCGUUGCUGGAGAAUGUAAUAUUCCAGAUUCUAAUUCCACUGGUGGAAUGCUUGUGUGAGCAAAUCAGGCAAACAUUUGAGGCGCUAAAACAAGUGUUCAAGGAAGCGGAGCAUCGUGGUGUAGCUCCCAAGACAAGGAGCCCUGAAGGAACUUUAGUGGCGCUACUCAAUGGCCUAGAACAGAUUCUGGCCGCGGCCCAUGAUAAACUUCUUACAGAAGAAAUCAAAGUUGCGGGUCCAAAAAGCCCUGAUGCACAGACAACGGGUGGGUUCUUCGGAAACAUGGUUAGUGGUGUUUUUGCUGUGGAAAGCCCGCAAAACAGGAGCGCGGCCGCAAAUAAUCGCCUUACUGUGCUCUUAUGCUUUCAGGACACUGUAAAGAGCUGUUAUGCCAUUUGGAGCUGGGGCGAUGCCAACUCUGGUGCUGGGGAGAGCGAGGCAAUACUUGACUCUGGGAGCAGAGAAAGUUGGUUAUACACCAGUGUCCGAAUGAGGGGCCGUGCCAGAAGGAUUUUGGAGCAUCUUUUUGCGGCGGAAACACUGGAAUGUCUAGAAACCUUGAUUGAGCUGUGGCCUGCAAAGGAUUCCGUGGGAAUUGAUACGGGAAAUAAGAAGAUGGCAAGCAUCUUCAAGCUCAUUAAUGUUCUUGAUGGCUCGAGGCCUAAACAUACGAUUCCGGCAAUAUUCAACGCAAUUUACUCGAGGACGAAUCCAGGAGCUUUGGAUCCGAAUAGGAAGUCUACACUAACUGCCGAACUUAGCGAUUUAGAGGUGGUUGUGUUUUUAGUAGAGUACGCUCGAAGUUUAGAGGAUGAUGCGAUGGAUGAGAUCUGGGCGGAUUGCAUGGUCUUUUUGAGGGACGUCUUGACAAACCCGUUCCCCACAGGCAGACCUUGCCAAAAAAGAAUGAGAAAAGAAUUAGGAGACUUGUUCCUGCGACUCUUGGCUGCUGCAUUUACUGCACGACCAAUGGGGCAGAAUCUCUUAGAAGCCCCAGCACCUGUUGUAGGUUCUGCUGGAGAGAAACAUGUCGACAAUGAGGGUAGCAGCGAAAAGAUUGGUCGAGGGAGAGCUUCCCCUGAUGAUAUCGUGGCAAUCCUAGCAACGAUCGUUCCGGAACUUCGCAAGGUAUUGGUUGAGCAUGACCGGGUUGUCGCCGCGUCUGUCACAAUAUCAACCAGCGUGAUCGGGCCCACCUUCAGGUCAAAGGCGUUUCCCCAGAAUAUAUCCCCUGGGAUACUGGAUCUUUUAUAUCAACUUACACGACUACAAAACAACCAAAAGGCCUGGAAGAAAGAGCUUUCUGAUGCCCUACUAGAUCCAAAAUUCUUCUCCUCGUCGAUACCACUAGUGAAGGAAGGAUGGGUGCCUCUUGUGAGGCAAUAUCUCCUCAGUGACCGUGAACGCAUGGUCGAUCUACUUGGGCGAAUCACCCCACCCACAACCGCAGGCGUACUAUUCGGAGUAGGAGCAACAUCAGCCCGCCAAGAGGCCGACAAAAAGACGCAGCUGAACCUCCGGCGCAUCGCAUUCCUCAUCCUCGCCGCCGAAACAGACACAUUCGUUGUCAACCUCAAAGAGCUCGAAGAGAAGCUCGUCGAGCUUCUCUCCGCCACCGCCGUCACCUCGCCGUCAUCUGUAACACGGGGCGAAGUAUACAUGGUAUUUCGCGCGCUCGUGCUCCGAACCUCCCCCGUGCACCUUGCCUCCUUCUGGCCGCUCAUCAACACCGAACUGCAGUCCGCCAUCCCCGCCAUCCUCCCCGACGAUGAGAAUAACGGCACCUACACGGACGCCACAAUCCUGCAGGCCUGUAAACUCCUCGACACACUGCUCGUCAUCGCGCCUGACGAGUUUCAGCUCCACGAAUGGCUCUUUAUCACCGAUACCAUCGAGGCCGUGUACCGUCCCGACGGCUGGGCGCCGGCCGCGCUCGCGGACCAGGUGACGCUCGAGCUGCCAUCGCCAGCGCUCCAGAGCGACACGAUGGUGGUGGGAAAUAGGAGGAGGCCAUGGCUGGUAGGCGAGAGAGUCAGGGACUUGGAAAAGAAGGAUAUAAAGACGGAGAUCUUGAGGCCGUUCCUUAGUGCCUUGAGUAUCUUUGUGUAUGAGGGGACGUAUGGGAUGAAGCCGCCAGAUCUGGAUAGCUGUGAGGAUGCACUGAUGAGAGAUAUGUUUGUGGAGGAGGCGGUGUAG